Messenger RNA from Syzygium oleosum, 3081 nucleotides. RefSeq names its product leucine-rich repeat extensin-like protein 4. Gene Ontology annotation, molecular function: protein binding. The record is from RefSeq and is a predicted model, not a curated record. NCBI's taxonomy places the organism in Eukaryota, Viridiplantae, Streptophyta, Magnoliopsida, Myrtales, Myrtaceae.
AGCGCUCCCCCCCCCCGCAGAUCUCGCGAGCUCCGGCCGGCGGACGAACCCACAUUGCUGCAGUCCAGAGGGAGAGAGUGACGGGGACGCUGCCCACCGAGAGAGAGGCACCGGCGCAAAAAAAGUGGCAUUCUUUCCGUCCUCAGAUGCCGCACGUGCGAUGAAGAAGACGACGACCCAUCUCUUCCUCCUCGCCUCCUCCUCCCUCCUCCUCCUCCUCUGCGCCGCCGCCGCCGCCGCCGCCUCCGCCUCGUCGGAGCGCCUCCCGGUGAGCUCCCAUGGCGGCCUCACCGACGCCGAAGCCACGUACAUCAAGCAGCGCCAGCUGCUCUACUACCGGGACGAGUUCGGCGACCGGGGCGAGCACGUCGCCGUCGACCCGUCCCUCGCCUUCGAGAACCCCCGGAUCCGUAGCGCCUACGUAGCCCUCCAGGCGUGGAAGCAGGCCAUCCUCUCCGACCCCAACAACUGCACCGCCGACUGGGUCGGAUCCGACGUGUGCGGAUACACGGGCGUGUUCUGCGCCCCCGCCCCCGACGACCCCAAGAUCCGCACCGUCGCCGGCGUCGACCUCAACCACUGCGACAUCGCCGGGUACCUCCCCGAGGAGCUCGGCCUCCUCGCCGACCUCGCAUUGUUCCACAUCAACUCCAACCGGAUCUGCGGCACGGUGCCCCACAAGUUCGACCGCCUGAAGCUGCUGUUCGAGCUGGAUCUGAGCAACAACCGGUUCGCCGGCAAGUUCCCGGCGGUGGUCCUGAGGCUGCCGUCGCUCAAGUUCCUGGAUCUGAGGUUCAACGAGUUCGAAGGGACCGUCCCCAAGGAGCUCUUCGACAAGGACCUGGACGCCGUCUUCAUCAACGACAACCGCUUCCGCUUCGAGCUACCGGACAAUUUCGGCAACUCCCCCGUCUCCGUCAUCGUCCUCGCCAACAACAAGUUCCACGGCUGCGUCCCCUCGAGCUUGGUCAACAUGGCCAACCUCAACGAGAUCAUCUUCAUGAACAACGGGCUGAGGUCGUGCCUGCCGACAGAUAUCGGGAGGCUCAAGAACGUGACGGUGUUCGACUUCAGCUACAACCAGCUGGUGGGGCCCCUGCCGGAAGGGGUCGGCGGGAUGGUGAGCUUGGAGCAGCUGAAUGUGGCUCACAACUUGCUGUCGGGGAAGAUUCCGGCCGGCAUCUGCGCGUUGCCCCGGUUGGAGAACUUCACUUUCUCGUACAAUUUCUUCACCGGAGAGCCGCCGUCGUGCUUGAGGCUGCCGGACUUUGACGAUCGGAGGAACUGCCUGCCGGAUAGGCCGUUGCAGAGGUCGCCGGCGCAAUGUAAGUCGUUCUUGUCCAAGCCUGUGGAUUGCAGUGCCUUCCGGUGUACUCCUUUUGUGCCUUCUCUGCCCCCGCCUCCUCCGCCUCCACCUCCGGUGGUUCUCCCUUCGUCCCCGCCGCCCCCACCACCCCCUGUGCAUUCACCUCCACCGCCGCCGCCACCAGUUUACUCGCCUCCGCCACCGCCACCAUCGCCGCCACCGCCAGUUUACUCACCUCCCCCACCUCCACCACCCCCGCCACCAGUCUAUUCACCUCCUCCGCCACCACCGCCGCCGCCAUCGCCUCUACCUGUUUACUCUCCCCCGCCUCCUCCGCCAUCUCCCCCGCCGCCUUCUCCACCACCACCAUCACCUCCGCCUCCUUCACCUUCACCCCCUCCGCCAAUUUACUGUCCCAAGCCACCACCUCCGCCACCGCCAGGCUCGCCUCCACCGCCAUCUCCAGUAUACUCACCCCCGCCACCGCCCACACCCACUCCGUACUACUAUAAUUCGCCUCCACCGCCGCCUCCUCCGCAUCAUUCACCACCCCCUCCGCCUCACUCACCACCACCACCUCCACAUUCACCUCCGCCGCCAUUCUAUCCUUAUCCUUCCCCACCUCCGCCAUCACCAUCCCCACCACCACCUGUCCAUUCUCCUCCACCUCCAUCGCCACCACCUUGUAUAGAGCCUCCACCACCACCUCCGCCUCCAUGUGUUGAAUAUUCGCCCCCUCCACCCUCACCCUCACCACCACCACCGACCCAUUACUUGCCACCACCAUCUCCUUCACCACCACCUCCCCCAGUCUAUGAAUCACCACCACCCCACCCCCCAGUAUAUCCGUCCCCACCUCCACCCCCGCCAGUUUAUCACCAUUCACCCCCACCACCAGUUCAUUACAGUUCACCCCCUCCACCACCAACCCAACCGCCUCCGCCACCAAUCCCGUGCGAGACCCCGCCCCCAUCUCCCUCGCCUCCGCCUCCACCUCCAGCACCAGCAUACGAAGGGCCACUGCCGCCUAUUGCCGGAGUCUCGUACGCCUCCCCUCCUCCACCACCCUUCUACUGAUUCUUUUGAGAAUUUUCCUCCUCUAACCUUGCCCCUCACCUAAGAAUUACAAUUCCAGUCAGUCCAGUGUGUUUCACUAUUUGUUUCGUGCUCUCGACAUCUCUUCUUCCUCUUGCCAUCGGCGCUUCAUUCCAAUCCGAUCCCCUUCUCUCUCUCUCUCUCUCUCUAUGUGGGCAAUUCUCGUCGCUCGCCGGAGAUGGAAAAUGGGAUUGAGGAAAAAAGGGAUCUUGUGCAGUUUUUAGAUGUGAUUUUUCCCCCUUAAGAUGGUCUGUUGUUGAGGAUGACACGAGGGAAAGAGGCGAAGGGACAAGAGACAGAGAGACAGGGAGGUAAGAGGAGAUGGUCUCUUCUCUCCAUAUUUAUUUGCAAUUGUUAUGCAUAAUCUCGAGAUGUCAAAUAAAAUUUCCGGACAAAGAAAGGAGUAGGUUGCAGAGAAAGUGUAUGUAUAGGGAUGAUGAUAUCAUGAAUUUGGAGAUCGAUUUAAUCGGGGGGGCCUUUUACUCGAAAUCCAGGGGGCUGCUGUGCUAGUGCGGCUUGCUGUUUGUGGGGGGUUUAUUGUUGUCUAUCUCAUUUUAUAAUCAUACUUUUUGUUCAUUUUUCUUUUCCUUCUUUUUCUUGAUUUUUACAGUAUAAUCAUGAUGAACAUUUUUACUUGUAUCGAUGUUGAUUUCAGAAUUAUCAUUCCUUUCCAUUCCAAA